UUUUUUUUAUCCCUUGCCUUGACUGCCUGGUGAGCAGCCAUGGGCUGGUCCAAGGCUCCGGGGUGGCAGCGGUAAUUGCAGCAAUAAUUUAACGAGGCGGUUUGCGGCCGGGAUGCAGCGCCCAAGGCACGCUUCGUUGCCCGUCCCUCGGGCGGGCGGGCGGGGUGGCUCUGCCCGGCGCUGCGAACACGAGCGGAACCGGAGUCGUUCGAUUCGGUUUGAGGAUGUUGGUGGGUCAGCUGCCGUGAGGGAGAACUGAGGAGAGAUGCAAGGAAAAGGGAUUUUCCGAUGUCGAGGCAGGAAAAGUUGAGACAUGAUCAACCUUUCUUUUUCGCUGCCUUCGAGUUUCGGACAUAUCUUGGCAAGCCAGCCCGCCUUCAUUUUUUGGUUUUGCCCCAUUAAUAAGAACAAAACCAAACCAGAGAGGUGCCUGGCUUUUCCCGGGGAGCCAGCUCACCUUCACCUUUUAUAGAACACGGUUAUGGCUAAGGAACGUGUUCACUCUCGCUCGCAGGUGGUUUCAAUAUUCCCACAGAAGCUACAUCUUCAUACCUGGCGAAAGAAAAAUAGUUCGCCUUCCUGGCUGUUCCCUCAAACCGUCAGAAUUUGGGAAACGCUUUGGAAAAAAUAAUGUGAUAUUCCUGUAACAAAAUCAAAGCAAACUUGCAGUCCUCCGACACGGCAGGCUGCUUAAAACGACAGUGUCUGCUUUAGUUGUACGAAAACUAAAAAUAAAGAAAUAGUUGAUUUUCAGAGUCAGGUCAGGACAAAUGUGAUGUUAGAGCAGAGGAAAAAAAUACGCCAAAGAUACUUUCAUAAAUUUGUCCCUAAAUCAUUGCAGUGAAUAUAGCAUAUGAUUCUGGUGUACUGGAAAAAAAUGGGGAUAGUUCUCUCGUCAAAGGUUUGGGAAAUUAUAAAGUAGUUUUUAAAGUGUUAUUAGUGUGCAAGCAGAUGCAGACACCGGGAUGGAGAACCUGACAAAAAACUACCGUAAGAUUACACUGUCGUCAAAAGAAUAUCAGGUAAUUAAUCGCUGCUAAAGCAGGAUUCAACGUGUCCUGGGCCCAGAAUAUCUGGGAGCUCUCAUAAAUACAUAUAUUGCGUGCAUCAGCACGGACUCCUUCUCUUCCAGACUAUCCCAGGUUCAUUUAUCCGGAAAGGAAACAUAUUUCCUUGAGAAUCGUUUCCAAGAGGACAGACCUGCUUUCAAUAGCCAAAAAUUUCCCCGCGCGUUUCUUUCAAACUUUCGGAAAUCGCGGCGGCAGCAAGCGGGGCGACCUUGGCUGUAUUUUUUUUUUUUUUUUUUUUGAGUGGGGCGGUAGGGGAAAGUGGUUGCUCAAAGUCGAGAGCGCAAUUUAAUGGGAUAUAGGUGUGUGUUGGGGUGUCCUUUUUGGGGCAAACAGCUCGGAAUCGCGGGUCCGGGGCCGCGCAGCUGCCGCUGUGGGCGCGGUGGCCGAGCCCGGCCCCGGCCCUGCGUGGGCGUGUCGGCGGGCGGUGCUGCCCGGCCCCGCGGAUCGCGGAUUGGGCGUGGGGAAGGAGCGAGGGCUGCCGCUGCCAGAGAAAGUUUUGGGGAGGGGUGGAUGUUUUUUUCUUCCCCCAGUGCGAGGAAAGGGGGUUUGGUUUGGGUUUGUUUUGUUUGCGCCGCUCCGCUCCUCGCCCGCUCGUUUUCUUCGUCUGGCCGUGGGUUCUGGGGACUUUUUAAUUUUCGGGGUUAAUUUUUUCUUUUUCUUUUCGUCAUUUUUUGGUGGUUGGCUCUCCGUCCUUGCCCCUCCGGGAAGUGCUCCACCAGCCGCCUCUCGCCCCGCCAUCCCUCCCCAUGCGCCCGGGGCCGCGGGCAGCUCCGCGGCGCGCACCCGGGAGCUGAGCUGCGGAGCGGCGCAUCCCCUCCUCGGGCAGGAUGUACACGGCCGGGCUGGCUCCUUUCUACGCCUCCAACUUCAGCUUGUGGUCAGCGGCGUAUUGCUCUGCUUCGGGGCCGGCGGCUGGCGGCUGCUUCCCGCUGGACGCCGCGGCGGCGAAGAAGCCGUCCUUUUGCAUCGCCGACAUCCUCCACGCCGGCGGCGAGGCGGCGGCAGGAGCCGCCGACAGCCUGUCCGGAGGGCCCGGUACCGGGAUGCCGGCCGCGCUGGGAGCCGUGCACCACGGCGGCCCCUUCCACGCCACGGCCUCUCCGCUCCGGCCCACGCCCGUCGUGGCCCCCGACGCCCCCGCCGCCGCCGCCGCCUUCCCGCCGCGCCUCUCGCCGCUCUCCGCCGCCUACCACUCCCACCACCACCGCCCCCCGCAGCACCGGUCCCCCGCGGCGGCGGCGGCGGGCGGCGGAGGCGCCCCGGCCCCCGCCCGGCUGCCCGGAGGCCACACGCACGGCUCGGCGCCGGCGCCCGCCAGCAAGGACCUGAAAUUCGGCAUCGACCGCAUUUUAUCGGCGGAGUUUGACCCCAAAGUCAAGGAAGGCAACACGCUGAGAGAUCUGACCUCCUUAUUAACUACGAGCCGCCAAUCUGGGGUUCAUCUCCCCAACUUGCAGCCUUCCGCCGGCCAGUUCUUCGCGUCUCUAGACCCCAUUAACGAGGCCUCUGCUAUCCUGGGUCCCUUAAACACAAACCCAAGGAGCUCAGUGCAGCACCAGUUUCAAGACACUUUUCCAGGUCCGUACGCAGUUCUAACCAAGGACACGCUGCCCCAGACGUACAAGAGGAAACGCUCCUGGUCCAGGGCUGUUUUUUCCAACCUGCAGAGGAAAGGUUUAGAAAAACGGUUCGAAAUCCAGAAGUAUGUCACCAAACCGGACAGGAAGCAACUGGCGGCGAUGCUGGGGCUGACAGAUGCUCAAGUGAAGGUGUGGUUCCAGAACCGGAGGAUGAAGUGGCGGCACUCCAAGGAAGCGCAGGCCCAGAAGGACAAGGAGCCGCCGCCGGAGCCGGAGCCGGCGGCCCAGCGAGCCGGAGCACCGCCCGCCGCCCCCGGGGAGCCCGAGCGCAGCCCCAGCCGCUCCGACGGCGACAGCGACAGCAGCGACGCUGAGUCCCUCGACAUGGCCCCCAGCGACACGGAACGGACUGAGGGCGCCGAGCGGAGGGAGCCCACCGCCGGGCUGGGCAAGUCCUGCGGCAGCACCGGCCUGCCCUCCCCGCCGCCCGCCGCCGCCAGCCCCGAGCCGCGGAGCGGUCUAUAGUCGGGGCGGCCCGGGACCUGGGCGCUAAUUUCUCUCCUUCCCCCGCCCCGGGAGCGCGGCAAGGCCGCCCAGCACCGGCCCCGACCCCGGCCCGCUCCUGCCUGUGGCCAGCGCCCGGCCCGGCCCGGGGCGAGGGGCCGAGGUCGCAGGAGGAGCGGGGAGCCCCAGCCCCGGGGCGGCAGAGCGUGAGGCGGCCGCCUUUCCCUCAGAGCUGCUCGCAGGAGACCGGGGGAUUUUCCUUUUUUUUUUUUUUUUUUUUUUUUUUUUUAAUUUUAAUUCUCCGUUACCCGCCCCUCGUUCUCUCCAAGGAAAAUCCAAGCGAGGGACUGAAAGAACGCUCUCUGAAAUCCCCACCUUUCCCCGCCCCACCUCCCAACCAAUUUACAAUGUGAAGUAUUUUGCCAACGUCCUCAUUGGUUGCAACUUGUUGCUUCGAAUAAUCCGGCCAAGAAAUACUGCACUGACAAAAUAUAUAAAUAUAUAUAUAUUAUAUAUAUAUAUAAAACUCCUGUAAAUAAAAUGUUUGCUAUG
Taeniopygia guttata (zebra finch) is the source of this 3706-nucleotide messenger RNA. RefSeq names its product H2.0 like homeobox (gene HLX). The record is from RefSeq and is a predicted model, not a curated record. Gene Ontology annotation, biological process: regulation of DNA-templated transcription. Lineage: Eukaryota; Metazoa; Chordata; Aves; Passeriformes; Estrildidae. Gene Ontology annotation, molecular function: DNA-binding transcription factor activity, RNA polymerase II-specific; sequence-specific DNA binding.